CGGUGGGGUCUGGAAGGUCAUCUUAUGUUGUCUGCUGAUUUGUACGACUUAAAUCGUCUUGAUUGAGAUGGCUGCACCAACUUCAGAAAUUGAGAGUGGGGAGGCACCGGAACAACUAGCUUCGAAGAAGAGGUCGAGGGCGAAGGCUCCAAAAGUCAGGACAGGUUGCUUGACCUGCAAGAUCCGGAGAGUAAAAUGUGAUGAGGGAAAGCCAGCCUGCAAACGAUGUAUUCGGUUUGGUACGACGUGCGAUGGGUAUCUCCAACCACGACACGAGACAAAAAUCACCGAAGGGAAACGAAAGGUGCAAAGGCCAAUAGAGCCGAAACAACCAGGGAUACUUGCCCUCUGUCGAUCACUAUCCAGCAACCAGUUUUCAAACGAUGGAGAAUACUACUACUUUCGAUUGUUCUGCCACCAGACGGCGCCACAGCUUUCUUCCUGCACGCAGUGGACGGAGAGUCAAUUAUGGAGUAAGAUUGUGCUUCAAGCCAGCGAAACAGAGCCUUGCAUUCGGCAUGCCAUUAUUGCAAUCGGUGCGUUGGAUUUCAAGGACUGGGCAGCCUGGAGUAGCAAACCAGAAUUGGCGAGUGCUCGACGCCAAGUUGCUUAUCAUGAAUAUCAUAGAGCCAUACUUGCUCUCAAAACAGGGAUCGCAGAAGAGCGAAUUGAUCUUAGGACCAGAAUCUUAGCAUGUGUCUUGUUCGCAUGUUUUGAGUCCUAUCAUGGGAACAAAAACGAAGCAGUCUCUCAAAUUUUCGCAGGGACUGAGAUGGUUGGAGAAUAUCUGAGAGUCAAGGCUACGGAGGAACCUGGGAAUACAACCUUGUCUCGUCCCGGAUUGGAGGAGUCGAUCUACAUGACUUUUGUAGUUGUGGAAAUUCAAGCAAUGACCAUUGGAGGUAGAAAAUGUAAGGAGUGGCACGCGGAAAGAAUGAAGAAUAGUCGGGCGGCGAUGCAGCCCAUACCUUCCGAAUUCAGCACACUUCAAGAAGCAACCCAUUCAUUGGCAUUGAUAAUCCUAGGAUCCUGUCAUUGGUGGUUGGCGAAAAGAAAUACCAUGUUCAGCCUCGCCGCUACUCACGCCACUUUGGUGGAAGGUGUUCCUCCUUCUGACGAGUUGCCAACCUCGCAAUUGUCUAUCUUCAUGACGGAACUUGAGCAAUGGAUUGUCGCCUUCAAAACAUUGUGGAGAAGAGCUAAAAGCCGACAAGGUGAAGCCAUAUUCAAAAAGGCCGCGCUCGUCAGACUCUUUUACCUUUCUAGCUACUUAUGGCUUGCAAGUGGAGCUUCAAACUCUCAAGUAUCUCAUCGGUUUACUCGGGAGCUGGAGGAGGUGAUCCAUUUAUCGACGACAUUGAUGGAGCUUCCUGGCGAUUCGGUCAUUGAUGCAUCCUUCUCACUCGACACUAGGAUAGUGCUGCCAUUGACAAUUGUUGGUUUUUUCUACAGACAUCGCGCUUGCAGACGAAGGGUAAUCGACAUCUUCUCGAAGCUCUCAAGAAGAGAAGGAUUAUGGGAUACACUCUGGACAGGAAAGGUUAUUGCCUGGGUUGCCCAGCAAGAAGAAGUGGGCCUGACAGAUGAAGAAUAUGUGCCUGACGAUGCAGUCUUGAGGGUGACCUCUUUGGAUACGGACACAGUCAAAAGGUCCACUCUGGUCUGUGGCGUUCAGAAUGUCAGAGGGUCAAAAUCGAAAACCGGACUGAGAGAGACUGUAAUUUAUUGGUAAAGAAGGGAACCAUGCAGACAUGUAACAACAUGAUCAGGAGCAAGACUUUAACCGGCGAGACUGAUGGGUGUUGAUCAAACG
Messenger RNA from Hyaloscypha bicolor E, 1813 nucleotides. RefSeq lists its product as uncharacterized. Gene Ontology annotation, molecular function: DNA-binding transcription factor activity, RNA polymerase II-specific; zinc ion binding. NCBI's taxonomy places the organism in Eukaryota, Fungi, Ascomycota, Leotiomycetes, Helotiales, Hyaloscyphaceae. The record is from RefSeq and is a predicted model, not a curated record. Gene Ontology annotation, biological process: regulation of DNA-templated transcription. Bases 68 to 1732 code for a protein of 554 amino acids. The transcript has 4 exons.